Schistocerca nitens (vagrant locust) is the source of this 1691-nucleotide messenger RNA. RefSeq lists its product as uncharacterized. The record is from RefSeq and is a predicted model, not a curated record. Lineage: Eukaryota; Metazoa; Arthropoda; Insecta; Orthoptera; Acrididae. The coding region runs from base 848 to 1402 and encodes 184 amino acids. The transcript is spliced from 3 exons.
CGCGUUGUGGAAUGUCUGCUGGACCCAUAGCGUGUACCCUUUGUAAGUGGUACGGAUGUAAUAGUUACUCAUGCAGGAUGCCCAAGAAGUUACUGUGACUAUCAGCCAUUGCACGCGCAAUUGUUCGCGAACUCGUUGACGGGCUAUCUUCAAUGCGACGCAGUACACCUUCUUCAAAUUCGGGAGUGCGGCGUCGCCAUGGAGCACCACAGUCCUGCCUCCUCGCGGUGUAGGUACCCGGUUCUCGCAGCCGUUUGUAACUUGGGCAGACAGUUUGUGCGAUGGAGUGUGACGGUGUGGAAAACGUUCCUGGUACAACUGACUAGCAUCUCUUCCGUCACCUCCAGCUUCGCCGUGCACAAGGAGCAUGUCUGUGAAUUCCGGAAAAGUGUACUGCACCGUGUUUCCUCUAUCGGUGAUGCACAGGUAUUGAUUGACUCGGUCUCACAGCAAUGGAAUAGAGGGAGACGCCGUGACGUCACAGCUGCGAAGCUAUGUGAAGCCGAGGGUAGCCAUCUCAAUCGGACCAAAACAUUGCUGCUGUAAACUUGUGUGCUUAGGUUUGUCGCUCGCUUUUGGAAGGAUUUUGCGCUAUUAUGGUGACUUGUGUGGUGUUCGGAUGUACGACUCGUUCUGAUUGUGAUGCGAAAUCGAAGGAAAUAACAUUUCAUGUGUAAGUUGUCUUGUUAAGUGUGAUUUUACAACUUCAUUGUGAAUGAACGUGUGCUACAUCGGUACUUGUACUAUAGCGCGUUUUUCUCCUGUAUGAUUUCAGAUUUCCUAAAAAUGAAAGUCGGAAAGCUCUGUGGGAGAAUGCCGUGAGGAGGAAGAAUUGGCGUGCGUCUAAAUGGAGCACUGUAUGUUCUCAGCAUUUCCGAGAAGAGGACAUAGACCGAACUUCCCUUUCAACAGUAAGGCUCCGAGAAAAUGCUGUACCAUCAGUUUUCCCUACACACCCAAAACAUUUGCAAAAGCCCUGGUCGCCGUGGCGCAUGCGCGCUACGGCCCUCGGGAGUCGCGCUACCAGCUUAUGGAGGACCGCGAGCAGCCGUCAUCGGCAGAGAGGCGGCACAGUCCCAGAGCGGUCCGGCGCCGCUCGGAAGACGACGGUUCCGCCUCGUCAGAGUCGCAGGAAAUGUCGUCCACGGAGCUGCCGUGCCCAAAAGUUUGUCCACUUAUCUACGCACCAGUGUGUGUCGAAGACAUCAACCACGAAUACCACUUGUUUGAUGAUGAGUGUGAGGUGCGCAAGUGCGCCUGUGACACAGGGUUCGUUUACAAGUUUGUACCAAGGGAGAUGUGUAAAGGACCCCUCUCACCCUGUCCACUACAGCCAAAAUCUUCCCGGCGUCUUGAUGUAGAGGAAGACGCUGAAGUAUCUGACUCGUCGUCCAGCGAGUAACGUCCGAGUGGCUGUCCUGUCGACAAGAAAUCUUCGUAAAGCAGAAGAAUGAUGAAUAAAAGACCAAGAAAAUACGACAGCAGAAGAACUUACCUCAUUUACUCGCAACAAAACUACCUGAAUAACCUCAGCAACUUUUCUGCUUUAUUGAUUCGACCACGAAACACAAUAAAUCAAAUCAUCUUUUAUUUUAUAUAACUUGCUAUAUACAUAAAUUUUUCUGUCCUUUUUAAUCAUUUUCUUUUUCUGUAUUAAAUUGUCUACAACCCAAAAGAAGUUUCAUGUUAUG